AUGUCUGGGAGCUCUUCUUCGGCUGCUGCUGCAACAAGUGUUAUGGCUCAUCCUUCUCCUGCUACAAAGUAUGAAGUGUUUUUGAGCUUUAGAGGGGUGGACACUCAUUACAACAUAGACAGAGGUAAUAAGAUCUCAGAUGAGCUCUACACAGGGAUUGAAGAGUCCAUGAUUUAUGUCAUCAUUUUCUCUCAAAACUAUGCUUCUUCGGCGUGGUGUCUGAAGGAACUUGUGAAGAUCUGGGAAUGCAAGGAGAAAUAUGGAAGGCAUGUGAUACCGGUUUUCUACAAGGUGGAACCAGCAACUAUUAAGUAUCAACAGGGGAGUUAUGAAAAAGCUUUCGCUGACCAUAUCAAUCAAAAGCGGUUUGACGAGGAAGAAAUAAAGAGUUGGAAAGUUGCUCUAAACAAUGCAGCUGGACUCAAAGGCAACAGUGUAGAUGACACCAGACCAGAAAUCAAGGUUGUUGAUGGUAUUGUGGAAGAUAUUGUAAAAAAAUUAAAUCGUUCUUUCUCAAGUACUGAUGAUCAAGGAAUGGUUGGAAUCGACAAACAUAUUGCACAGAUGGAGUCCUUGUUGCAACUUGAGACAGAAGGUGUUCGGAUCAUAGGAAUCUAG
Messenger RNA from Lotus japonicus, 618 nucleotides. RefSeq names its product TMV resistance protein N-like. Gene Ontology annotation, biological process: signal transduction; defense response. Lineage: Eukaryota; Viridiplantae; Streptophyta; Magnoliopsida; Fabales; Fabaceae. The transcript is spliced from 3 exons. The record is from RefSeq and is a predicted model, not a curated record. Bases 1 to 618 code for a protein of 205 amino acids.